Rhopalosiphum padi (bird cherry-oat aphid) is the source of this 357-nucleotide messenger RNA. RefSeq lists its product as uncharacterized. The transcript has 3 exons. The record is from RefSeq and is a predicted model, not a curated record. The coding region runs from base 1 to 357 and encodes 118 amino acids. Lineage: Eukaryota; Metazoa; Arthropoda; Insecta; Hemiptera; Aphididae.
AUGGUGCUAAAGUGUUGUGUAUGUCGAAGUAAUGCUAAAAGUGACCGUAAUUUGUCAUUUCAUUCGUUUCCUAAAGACAAAAAAAAGAAGGCCAAAUGGAUGGAAUUUUUAUGUCUAAAAGAAGUAAUGACAUGGCAUAGGGUAUGUUCAUUACAUUUUAACAAAAAUGACUACAAGGUCUGUGAAGAAAAUUCACCAUACAACUGUUUGUUGUCCGAGGCAACACCACAAAAUUAUAAUAUUGUUUCAGUUGGAUUAGCAGAGCUACAAGAUUCUAGUGUUGAAACUUCUUUAUUAUCUGUCUCUUACAGUGAAUCUACUGAAUCAUCAGCUGAGAAACCAAAGUGUAAAAGGUAA